Messenger RNA from Eptesicus fuscus (big brown bat), 2932 nucleotides. It is a transcript of the gene SSBP3, whose product is annotated as single stranded DNA binding protein 3. NCBI's taxonomy places the organism in Eukaryota, Metazoa, Chordata, Mammalia, Chiroptera, Vespertilionidae. Gene Ontology annotation, biological process: positive regulation of transcription by RNA polymerase II. Gene Ontology annotation, molecular function: single-stranded DNA binding; protein binding. The record is from RefSeq and is a predicted model, not a curated record. The transcript has 18 exons. Gene Ontology annotation, cellular component: nucleus. Bases 118 to 1284 code for a protein of 388 amino acids.
GAGCGAGCGAGCGGGCGCCGGGGAGGGGGCCGGGAGCGAGGGGCAGCUCGGGAGCAGCCGGAGCGGUAGCGGCAGCGGCGGCGGCGGCGAGGCUCGGCGCCCUCUUCUCUGCAAACCAUGUUUGCCAAAGGCAAAGGCUCGGCGGUGCCCUCGGACGGGCAGGCUCGGGAAAAGUUAGCUUUAUACGUCUACGAAUAUUUACUGCACGUAGGAGCACAGAAAUCCGCACAGACCUUCUUGUCAGAGAUUCGAUGGGAAAAAAACAUCACGUUGGGCGAACCACCUGGGUUUUUGCAUUCGUGGUGGUGCGUAUUUUGGGACCUUUACUGUGCAGCUCCUGAAAGGCGAGACACUUGUGAACAUUCAAGUGAAGCAAAAGCCUUUCAUGAUUACAGUGCAGCAGCAGCCCCAAGCCCAGUGCUUGGCAACAUUCCCCCCAAUGAUGGGAUGCCUGGAGGCCCCAUCCCGCCGGGUUUCUUUCAGGGUCCUCCGGGGUCACAGCCCUCGCCGCACGCACAGCCUCCACCCCACAAUCCCAGCAGCAUGAUGGGACCCCACAGUCAGCCUUUUAUGUCACCGCGAUACGCAGGCGGCCCCAGGCCCCCGAUCAGAAUGGGAAACCAGCCUCCGGGAGGAGUUCCUGGGACACAGCCACUGCUGCCCAAUUCCAUGGACCCCACACGACAACAAGGGCACCCCAACAUGGGAGGAUCAAUGCAGAGAAUGAACCCUCCCCGAGGCAUGGGACCGAUGGGUCCCGGCCCGCAGAAUUACGGCAGCGGCAUGAGACCACCGCCCAACUCCCUCGGCCCCGCCAUGCCCGGGAUUAACAUGGGCCCGGGAGCUGGCAGACCCUGGCCCAAUCCUAACAGUGCUAACUCAAUUCCGUACUCCUCCUCAUCACCCGGUACCUACGUGGGACCUCCUGGCGGUGGUGGCCCCCCAGGAACACCCAUCAUGCCUAGUCCUGCAGAUUCAACGAAUUCCAGUGACAACAUCUACACAAUGAUUAAUCCGGUGCCGCCUGGAGGCAGCCGGUCCAACUUCCCGAUGGGUCCGGGCUCCGACGGCCCGAUGGGAGGCAUGGGCGGCAUGGAGCCACACCACAUGAACGGAUCCUUAGGGUCAGGUGACAUAGAUGGACUUCCAAAAAAUUCUCCUAACAACAUAAGUGGCAUUAGCAAUCCUCCAGGCACCCCGCGAGACGACGGCGAGCUGGGAGGGAACUUCCUCCACUCCUUCCAGAACGACAAUUAUUCUCCAAGCAUGACGAUGAGUGUGUGACCCCUCCUCUCUCCAAGAUGCUGAGAGCCGGCAUGGCAGGCGGGAAGAUGCCAGAAAUUAUGCAAGAAGAAGUGAGGUGUCAUUGCCCAGGAGCUGGGGGAGGGGCACCUCUGCUCCCCCUCCACCCUGCCCUCUCCACUCCCCCACCUUUCCCAAUUUUAGUUUCAUGCAAUAAAAAGGCCGAACUUUUUAUUCCAUAAAACAUGAAGGACAAAACUCAAAAAUAUAUUUCAAGUCAUUGACCAGAAAAGUCCCACCCCUUGCCCUUUCCCAAGAGGAUCUUUUAUGUACAUGACACUUUUUUGUUGUCUUUUGUUUGGGUUUUACCAUUGUUGGGAUUUUUUAUUUGUUUUCCGGGGGUGGGGUUGGGGGGGCAAUUUUUAAAAAAGGAAGCUUCUAGCAAACCCCCACCCCAUUUCACCCCAACCAACCUCUUUGCUUUCUUUUAAAAAAAAAAAAAGGAAAAAGGACAAAAAACCCCCACCAAGCCCUGCUGCCUGUACCCAAGCCCUUCCACCGGAGAGCUAGUCUCAGUGUGCGAUCUCACGCUGUCUUUGUAGCCACCUAAAAAUAAUAAUAAUGAUAAUGAUAAUAAUAAACUGGGCCGUUUACAAUCAUGGUUUCUUUCAAAGGGCCUUUUUUGGAAAGCAAAAGGAAGUCACCCUUUUCCAUUAGAGGUUUUUGGCUUGUGCAGAUGGGCACGGGAGGGGCGGGGACUAUUUUGUUUUGUUUUUUUGCUUAGUUUCUCCUGGGCAAGGUGGCAACAGCAGCUGCACAACUUGGACCCCAGAAUGUCCCCCGCCCCACUGUGUGGCCGGAGGGCCCGGCCACCUGAUUUCAGGCUUUCAGGACUCCACCAGGCGGAGACUCACUCGCUGCAGCCCCCUCCUCAGCCCCACCCCCGUCUCCCCAGCGAGAAGCCUGCCGCCGGGUGGUGGUCUGCAGAGACUGGGGAGCCCACCCCUGACAGGAUGGCUGUGACUGGGACAUGGAAACGGUGACCUCCGUCCUCGUCCCCUGGCCCUCGCGUCCUCGGUGUGUGCUGGCAGCGUAGCGCUGGAGUUUGGGGUGGGGUUUUUUCUUUUUUUUCUUUUUUUUUUUUUUUCUGUUGAUUCUUCCUCCUUUUUCAAAAAUGGGAUAUUGACCAGAACUGCUCUGCACAUGCUUGGAACUGAAUGGAGGACAGACUUUGGAAUAGCUGCGGGGGUGGGGGGACGCCAGCCACCAAACCGACGCGCUGUUUCCGGUCCUGUUUUUAUUUUCAAAAACCGACACGCGCGACCGUGGAGCCUGUCCCCUCCCAGGAGGGGUGACUCGGCCUCCCUCACCUCAGCACCCCGUGGACACCUCUGUGUCUCGCCCCGGAGACACCCGGAUUCUUUGUACAGUUACUCCCCGCCCCUCCCCGUAGCUGGUCUUUGUUUCUCCCCUUCUGAUCCAUGUAUAUCAUAUUAUGUGAGAUAUCAUCUGCCUGAAAAGAGACCUUGUGCGGAUUAUUGGGACAUUGUAGCUGUUUCUGUGUUUUUUCUUACUUUGUAGUCUGGUUCUGAAUUAAGAGAGGAAAAAAAAAAAAGUAAUUAUGAUACAUUGUAGUUUGUGUACGAUAUAUGUUGAUAACGUUUUAUUAAAGGGACAUCUUUUUUCCGCA